AUGUGAGCGGCAGUCUGGAUUCUCUCUCCAACACGUCACAAACCAAAACAAUCGACAUUAAUUAAACUCGUUCUUUCGCUUUCCAUUUAAUUUCUCGUGAAAUUUUAGACUAAUUAAAUACAAUAAUUUCCACAUUAUUGGAUUCCCAUACGGCCACAGUAAUUGAUUCAUCAUGUUUCCGACCCCAUCAUCCCCAGCGGACGAUGAGAGAAAGGACGGAAAACCAGAGACGAUGAAUGAUUACUGCAAAAAGCUGGAAACUUGGUUGUGGCAGGCUUAUCAUCAACGUUCUCUUGCCACAUCUGCUUACUUUACGGCACUCAGCAACUCACAAAACCCUUACUUUUACAACAACAACAACAACAUUUACGGAUAUGGUAUUGGUGUUCCGGACCCCAACAAUCCUAAUAAUCUUCCUCCGCAAUUCAACAAUAUCAACUUGCAAAAUGCUGCUGCACAACAACAGCAAGCAGGCCAGCAAAGAAUCAUUCUUAACAAUAUACCUCGUGCCCAGCGUCAACCUCUCCUCAUGUUCAUGGCAGCAGCAGGGAUUGCUCCACGAGCUGGAGCUGUUCCUCCUGGCACCACAACUACGACGACAGUAUCCACGGCUGUUGUCGUCAAACUGGCGCCCGUAUGGAAACGGUUUUUGGCAGAAGUUAUCGAUUUUUUGUUCCUUCUCGUUGUCAAACUCUUCAUAACUUUUACCGUAAUUGAUACAUUCGAACUAAUUGAUUUGGACAACAUUGACUUGGAUGCUUUGCGUGGAGAAGGUGGUACGGCCGCCAACGGAGCUGAUGCAGGUCAAACCGACGCCCAACUUCAAGGAUUGUAUGACAUUGCACUCUCACUGACCUCGGAACUUCUCCUGCUUGAGCUGACACAUCGAAUUGUGGUCUGCUUCUUUGAGGCCUACUGUUUGUGGAAGGCUGGAGGUACUCCUGGGAAGACGAUGCUCGGACUUCGUGUCGUCCAUGCCGUGGAUAUUCUUCCAUUCUCGCCGCAGAGGAACAAUGUCAACGUUAACAACAACAAUCAACAACUUCCUUUUGGGUGGGACUUAUCUGGUCCGAGCGUAAUUGUCCGACCUGGGUCAUAUCUCACAUUUCCACGCGCAUUGCUUCGCUCGUGUCUCAAAAAUUUUAGUCUCGCCUUCUUCUUUCCUUUGUGCUUCACCCUGUUCCAUUUCGACAAUUCGAGGACGCUAUACGACCUAAUGGCUCAUUCACUCGUGGUCGAAAUGUAACGUGCGUCUAGUCCAUCAAAAGCGUAAUGAAGAUCAAGAAAUUAAUCCCGCUGACCCAUUUUUGAUGCAUCGUUGAAAGUAUUUUAAUUCUAUGAAUUCUUCCACUACUUGUCAGCAAAGAACAAGAAGUACCUCUAUUUAUCUUUCUACUAUUGUUGUGAUAAUAAUGCAAGUUAGAUGUGGUAUCGUCAACCUACUUUCCCAUUUGUCGAUGAAACUUUUUGCAACACUAAUUGUUUCAGUUAUGAAAAAAUAUACAAAAGGGUAAUGAAUAAAUGACAUGUAUAGGAAA
Molecule: messenger RNA, 1538 nt
Organism: Folsomia candida
Lineage: Eukaryota; Metazoa; Arthropoda; Collembola; Entomobryomorpha; Isotomidae
Product: protein FAM8A1
Exons: 6
Coding region: 173-1246 (357 amino acids)
Source: RefSeq, a predicted model, not a curated record